Molecule: messenger RNA, 1077 nt
Organism: Scaptodrosophila lebanonensis
Lineage: Eukaryota; Metazoa; Arthropoda; Insecta; Diptera; Drosophilidae
Exons: 2
Coding region: 188-1006 (272 amino acids)
Source: RefSeq, a predicted model, not a curated record
CGCUGCUACGACCACAGAGCGUACUCAGUUAAGACGCAUUUAAACGGCACUGGUAUUUCCCGGCACAUUAUCUGCCUAUAUGCACAUCUACCCGCCCGCAAAUUCAACCAGAAGAUAGCAAUAUAUAAGGUGGCCCCACAAUUCUGUAAACGUAUAGUUCGAAAUCGAACUGCAAGCACACAACAAUAUGGGAAAAAUAUUUGCAAUUAUUACACUGCUCGCCGGCGUCCUAUGCUUUACUAGAGCAUUGGAGGGCCAAGCUGGGGCUGUCCCGAACACAGUUGUGCAAACUGGAGCUGACGGCACAAUUAUCCAAAAUGGCAAAGGUGGCACCUAUCUUCAAGGCCCUGGGGGCACUAUUUUACACAAUAGCGCUGGAGGAACUAUAUUGCAGAAUGGAGCCGGCAGCAUUUAUACCCGUCCCGAUGGACGACGCGUUCUGGUGGGUUCCAAUGGCCAAACUCUUGUGACCAGACCAGACAGCGAUGAGGACUCAUCUGACAGUGGCGAAUAUGACAAAUGGAUUAGCGACAGUGGCGACAACCAGAAUGUAAUCAUCAAUGGUCAAAGCUAUGGAUCUGGCUCAGGGGGCAAUGUCCUUAUCGGGGGUCAAAAUGGUGUAUUCAUAAAUGGCGGCCAAACAGUGCGUGUGGUGAAUGGUGGUCUGCAGUUGACCGAAGGUGGACGCGAUUACGUCUUUAAGCCACGUGCGCCCGGCGUCACAGAGCAGGAACAGGUGGAAAUCAAUGGACACCCUGCUACAGUGUUCUAUGAACAGGGCGGUGUACGUGUGGAACGACAGGAUGGUACUGUUCUGGCCUACGGCAUUAAUGGCGAGGGUCUGUUUAUGGGCGACAAACAGGCUUACGCCAAACGCAAGGAAAUCUUAGCCGACAUACCGCGCCAGACCGCUCAGAUAGGGGAGGAGGUGCGCCGCUCGAUGGAAAAGCUUCAAGCCGAAUUGCAGCAGUCCUUGGGCAAUAUACGUCUAGGACCAUGGUUCUAAGAACCCAACGAUAUCUAUGUAAGCAUGUGCAUAGUACAGAAUCGAAUAAAGCACAUGCCAAUACAAUUAUA